CUUUGAAGUGGUUUUAACUAUGUAUGGCAUGACUAUGAGCAGAUAGGCCAAAUUGGAAGCAUUGGCACGGAACACAUUACUGCGAUUGGAAAAGGACAAGAAAAAGUUAGAGGUUACAAGGUUAGGAGGUUACAAUUAGAAAGGUUGGAAAGAAAGAGAAAGAAAAUGGAGUCGAAUGCCGAAAGAAGAAGAGAAAAAAUUGUUGAAGAGAACAUGAAUUCAGGUCAUCAGUAAAAUAAACCAGAUUUAUUCACAGAGGACGUUAUAAAGUUGUCAUAUCAUCUGGUCCUUCGAUUACAGAAAUAGCUAUAUUACACUAUUGUACAUUCUGUCAAGAAAAACGAAAGAAGAGCAUGGAAUUAGUAGGUACUCCGUACAACGAAGUACUUGUAAAUAAAUCCAUGCAUUCAGAUUUCCGAAUUUGCAUUCCUGAUUCGGAAAUCGAUCAUGGCCAUGAUAAGUGUCAAGCAAUCCCGUGGUGAUGGAUUGUCAAUGUCAAACAGCAAUAGUGGUUGUCAAAUGAAAAAUCAAAACAUUCUGACCACGUGAGAGGUCAGAAAUUUUGUAAUUUAGUUCAAUCAAUUCGAAGAUAUAGAUAACUCACAUAUAAUGCCUAAAAUUAAGAAAAAUCUAGAUAAAUUAAAACACCCCAAUAGCAGGAAAACGCUGUCACUAGCCAAGCAAAUUAAGAAAGGUGAGAAACGAGAUCAAAGCAAACUGGGCACUCAUAUAAAACAAAACUUGAUUGGUGAGAAAAUUAUGUGGUUCAAAGAUAGGAUACCAGAAGGAUGUAGUAUUUUAACUAAAGAGCAAACUUUGGAACUGAUGGAGAAUUAUUUGUCACGGUUUGACGAAGAAUUAGAGCAAAUAGCUUUGAAGAACUCAGUUGGUCAGAGAAGGAACCGCCAACACGCUAGCAGGGAAGAUAUAAUCAAUAUAACUAAGAAGAAAGAGCAUGAAGAGUUUGAAUCCUGUGGGUUAGAAAUGCCAGACUUGAUGAAUGCCCAGCAGAUGCAAGUUCUAAGGAAUUGGAAUGGAGAGUUGAGGUUCUUACAGAAUUUCAAACUGCGAAGGAUAGCUAAGAAACAUUUAAUAUAGUGUGGAAAUAUAA
This is a messenger RNA of Plodia interpunctella (Indianmeal moth), 1111 nucleotides long. RefSeq lists its product as uncharacterized. The record is from RefSeq and is a predicted model, not a curated record. Gene Ontology annotation, cellular component: nucleus. Lineage: Eukaryota; Metazoa; Arthropoda; Insecta; Lepidoptera; Pyralidae. The transcript has a single exon. The coding region runs from base 610 to 1098 and encodes 162 amino acids.